This is a messenger RNA of Hyalella azteca, 9628 nucleotides long. It is a transcript of the gene Trs33, whose product is annotated as trafficking protein particle complex subunit 6b. Bases 81 to 566 code for a protein of 161 amino acids. The transcript has 4 exons. Gene Ontology annotation, biological process: endoplasmic reticulum to Golgi vesicle-mediated transport; regulation of GTPase activity. Lineage: Eukaryota; Metazoa; Arthropoda; Malacostraca; Amphipoda; Hyalellidae. Gene Ontology annotation, cellular component: trans-Golgi network; TRAPP complex; cis-Golgi network. The record is from RefSeq and is a predicted model, not a curated record.
AUUGCCCUGUAAUGUUCUCGUCUUCUCGGUUAUGUGAAUUGUUGAUCUCUGUCGUUGUGAGCCAAUAGUUGUCCUCCGUCAUGACAAAGCUUGCUGAAGAUGUAAUAUUCGACUUUUUGCAUAUGGAAGCGGUGAAAUAUAUGUAUGAUCAGUGCUCUAAUGAAAAACAUAGUGAAGAUGAUGCAACAUCUAAGCUUGAACACAUGGGAUACUCAACAGGCUACAGAUUAGCAGACAGAUUGAGUCGAGAAUCUCUACGCUUCAAUGAUGAACUGGAUCUACUGAAAUAUGUGUGCAAAGUGGUUUGGAGUGCUGUUUACAGAAAAGAAGUUGACAACUUGCGCACAAACCAUCAAGGUUUCUAUGUUCUUCAUGACAAUGCAUUUAGGUUCUUCACUUCAAUGUCCAGAAGUAAACAGUACUUGGAACAGGCUCCUAAGUAUCUGGCGCUGCCGUGCGGGGUGGUGCGCGGUGCUCUAGCCAACCUCGGUGUGCAGUGCGUGGUCACGGCUGAGGUGACCACGCUGCCUGCUUGUAAGUUUCAGGUGCAGGUGCAGAGAGCAUAAAGGCUGCUCGUCCUGACUACAUUAUCUACUGAGCGACUCGGAGCAAUUAUACUCGUUCUUAGGCCUUACUCUUCUAUAAGGUCAUAAAGUUCAUAGGUAAAUAUUUCUGCUGAUGCUAAGAAUUUUUUUAAAAGUCCGCAUUAGGAAAUGUAAAUAGGCUUCAAAGAGCUGAUGACACUCAGCUUCAUUUUUCUACAGCGUGCAUUGAUAAUAGGCACAAUUGCACCGCACAAGAAGUCAACCAUAAGAAUCAAUAUAUUUUUCAUUGGUUUUUCAGUCUGAAAAUCUUCAUGCUUAACCAAACCUCAUGUACAGUCCCAUCACGAAUUUGCCACCAUCCAUUGAUUUAGAAAGAUCUUUGUGAAGUCGAUUCGAUUGAUCUGGUAUGCUCAGGAAUCAUUAUUUUGGACGAUAAAAUUAGGCGUUUUGUACCAUUGUACAUUAUUGAGGUAGUUACUCAUAACCAAACUGCCACCCAGCGUCUAAAAUGCCAGCUGGCUCCACCGAUGGCCCCUCGUGGCAACUUGUGUGAUCACAUUGUGCUCUCCUGAAGCCUCAGACCAGCAGCCUCGCCUUGGAUUAGCAGCCUUCGUGUCGUGAGUGUCGCUAGGAAUUAGUGACUUUACUUUUUUGCCUCUGUCUCUAUAUUUCUUUUGUACAUACGACUGCAAUCCUAUCAUAUACUUGUGUUUUCGCUCCCCCCUACCCAUACCCUCAUCCCCCCUCCCCCAUGGAGCACUACUGCCUCGAACCCGAUGGGCUUGCCCCAGAGGGCUAGGGGCUCCACUACUAACCAACCACCACGACCCCGACUUCCAUCUGUAUCACCACGUCGCCCUCCCUCAUCAUCAUCAAAAUCAUCACAUCAAUCACCAAGCACUCAUGAACCCUCGAGACCCCAAACCUACAGAAUCCAACUUAAGAAAAUCGACCCCAGACUUCCCACCGACCGACCCAAAAUCUUCCAAACUACAUUCAAAGAACUAGACGCCCCACUUAUCCGACUAACCGACACCGCUUCUGGAUUUUACUCAGUGACAGACGACGCAUCAAUCGACAAACUGAUCUCCAAAAAAGCGAUUGAACUGUUCAACAAAAUUCAUCUGACGCCAAUCAUUCCACCCGACUUACGUGCGAAAAGGACAAUCUUUGUUAGGCAACUGGACAAAGACGUAGUAGGUAACCACAGCCCCGCCGAAAUCAAACAAGAGAUCUUAAUCUUAACCCAACAGAACUGACUACACAUUCAAUACGUCAUUCAAAUAAAACACUACACACACGUCAUCAAAAUAAUCACCACAGACACCACGAUAGCACAACGGAUUCUCACCCACGGAUUUUACAUGUACAAAACCAAAAUCACCCCAUCACAAUGUGAACAGGAACAUUACACACACCUCCUCAUCUGUUACAAAUGUUACAAAUUUGAAGAUCAUCCAACCCACUUAUGCACCUCAACUACACCUUCAUGCUCAGAAUGCGCUGCCAAAGAUCACACACACACAAUGCACAAACACAUACAAAAAAUGUCUCAAUUGCCACAAUGACGGCCGUACACUAGCAGCAAACAGUCCAUACCGCAAACAGAAAAUUCAACACAAACAAUAGACAGAAGUUGAGACAAUCAAGACUACGACCAAUCAAACCUACGUCGACAUCGCCAAACAAACAAUUCAGCAAACAAACAUCCCCCAACACAGCCUGACAUUGACGGACAAGACUCAACUGAAACUAACAGCCAUAAUACUGGAAGCCCAUAUUGCCAGCCUCUCCCGCCAGGAGGGGUUCGGUAGCAUCCUAUCCAAAUCCCUGAAAGCCAACUAUGACAUAGACGCGACGUUCCCCGACAGUGACUCAGCAAAAAUUUUCAACAUCUACAACAAACCUAAGACCAAUACUCCUGAUACUGACUUCUCCCCUGAGACCGAAUUCAUCGAGGACGACGACCACAGACGCUCAUCGCUCAACCUUUCUCAACCGCAGCAAGACGACAACAAUCGAAAAAAUGACCUCCCAUCCCUGAAAUCCAUAACUGAUAUAGAAGACCGCGACCCUAGAAAAAGGAAAAACGCUGACGAACAAUACAAAGAAUCAUACAUUAGUGGAACCGGCCUCAACGAACCCAUCCCCAUCAAACUAUUUAGGAGUUCACGAGACAGAGACGAAAUUCCCACGGACCCUCCUAACCUUUGGUUUGCCGACGAACUAAGAAAGAAAGACUACGGACUGAAGCUCUCGGUGAAGGACGCUGACUCAUCGAAAAUACUUGACUACCUGAAACGUGAAGAAUGAAGAUACUCCAACCAUUAAUAAAUAUCAUUCCUCACGACAUCUGCGCCAACAUGGACAAGCACACAACAACAACCACCAGAAAGACGAAACACUCCACACUCAAACACCCAUCACAAUGACCCCCCCACCCUCUCUAAAGAUAAUACAACACAACGUCCGUCACUGGCACAACAACAGAUUCAUCCUUGCAAACAUUUACAACCAUAUAGACCUAGACAUAAUACUAAUCAAUGAUCACUCCAUUAUAGACAAUAACACUCCCUCAAAAUAUUUAAUUACAUCGUUCACACCAGCAAUAAAGACAACACAAUUCACUCCGGUGCUGCCAUCGCAAUCAAACGCCAUAUCCCAUACAAACUACACGUUAACUUUCAUACAGACAUGCUCGCAAUCACAAUAGACACCCAACAAGGACCCAUCACAAUAGGAACGACAUAUAUCCCACCCCGCACAGGCUACAUCGACUUCCACACACUUUUCAAUAGGCCCCAUCCCGUAUACCAUCUCGCAGACCUAAACGCACGACACACCACACUAGAGAACUCAUCCUCCAACCACGUAGGCAAACAAUUACACUCACUCAUAACCCGACACAAGUGCACCCACAUCGGCCCAUACUUCCCAACCCUCAUCACACACAACAGCACAACAUCACCAGACAUAGUCCUAACAAACAACAAAGCAUUUCACAACAUACACCUACAACCAGGACCCAUCACACCUUCAGACCACAUUCCAAUAAUAGCCACAAUUUCUGCUAACCCCAUACAAAUUCCCAUUCGCCCCGCAGAUUUUUCCAUAGAGCCAACUGGACCUAAUACAAACAAACGCUAUCUCACCACACAGUCCCCACACAAACAAACCCUACUUUAGAAGAAAUAGAUACACAUUUAGACAAAUGGACACAACACAUACAGGAUGCAACCGACACCUCUAUCCCCACUAUAACACAUUGCAUCAUCAAACCUAAUCACGAAAUAUUACACAUACAAACACAAUAUCAAGCUACACUCCAACACAUUCACACACACGGACCAUCAAUUGCACUCAACAGACAACUCAUUACCCUACGCCAACAACUACACACAGCAUACAGACACAUACAAACACAGACUUGGAAGGACCUCAUCAACACUCUGGAAACACAAACAGACCUCCAAAAAUUCUGGUCUUUCCUUAAACGCAUGAUAGGUUCCAACACUAAACAAGCUGUCCCAUACCUCAAACACAACAACAUACAACAUGACACACCCGAACAAAAAGAAUCCAUCUUUCGCACACACUAGCAGGACAUAUUCACACAGAACGACACAGACAACGAAAAGUUUAACAUAGAGAACACAUUCACACCAUAGAAGACCAAGUCAACAACAAUAUACACCUCAUUUCUCUACACAAUACAGGUGACCUUGCAAGACUCCACCCAGUAGACUUCCCACUCAUCACCACCAGAGAACUAUUACGUACACUCAAAACAUUUAAACAGAAAGUACCCGGCCCCACUGGCAUCAUAACCCUCCAACUCAAACAUCUACCCAAAAACAUGAUACACUACCUUCUAUACAUAUUCAAUCACUUUAUUUCCGCUGGUUACUUUCCCGACUCACUAAAACACGCCGUCAUGAUCUUCCUCCCCAAACCCAACACUUCACAACACCAAGUCCAAAAUUACAGACCGAUUUCGCUGACUACUCGACAUCCACGGGAAGCUUCUAGAUAAAACACUCAACAACAGAUUAUACGAACACCUUUCCAUUCACAACAUACACAACACUAGACAACACGGUUUUAGGAAACACAGAGGGACACACACAGCACUGGCCACAUUCCACGAAACACUAGCCAUACAGUUAGCACAAAGACACACCACUGGCAUAGUGCUCCGCGAUGUGACCAAAGCCUUUGACAAGGUUUGGCACACCGGACUCCAGUACAAAAUCAUCCAACUCAACCUCCACCCGUCCUUCACCAAAACACUAUCAGACUACCUUACAGACAGAACAGCAUCCAUAAAAAUUGGCAACCACGUAGGUCCCCCACUACAACUUCACACAGGUGUCCCCCAACGGCUUGUCUCUCCCCCACAUUAUAUAGCUUCUACACACAUGACCUCCCACCACCACUACCCAACACAGAUUACAUAGCAUUUGCAGACGACAUAACACAAAUAACAACAGGACGCUACAAACACAACUAUGCUGCACUGCAAACAUAACACGCAAUCCAACAGAUAAACACAUUCGAAAACAAAUGGCUAAUUAGGACCAAUACUGCCAAGUUCAAAAUCAUCCCCAUCAAUAGAAAAAAUACAUCCGACAUUUUCAUAGACAACAUUCACUACCCAUACACGAACAACGGGAAGGUUUUAGGUCCCAAGUAACUGUGUGGAAAGCAAUAGCUCUUACAAAUCGUCAUAAAAUAUACAGAUUCUAUCACCUUCGUCCGAAUAUAAAACGUACCCUAUACCUCACCCUUGUUAGGUCAGCGCUCAUUUAUCCCUCAAUACCCCUACACACCCUAUCCAAAACAGCAAUAUCACAACUACAAAAAGUCCAGAAUAAGGCUCUGAAAUUCAUUACAAACACACACUGGUCCGACUUCAUAUUAAGACCUUAAGAUCUCCCCAGAUAACAUACCCAGAGUGUUUAGGGACACACACCCAAGGCCAUGCUGAAAGCACCACCUUUUGACGGCGACUAUGCGCCGUCCACUAGCGACACCGAGACUUUAACUGACCUUCCCGGGGCUCGAACACACGUCUAGCUCCUCCAUCUCGGUGCCGCUCUACCGUCGUCACUGCGCAUACAGCGGCCCUAUAACCACUGCGCUACAGUGACGCAUGCAUGCUACAUCCUCCCAAACACUACAUGGACAAAGCAACAUUCCCACAAUAAACACAGUCCUCCACCAACAUGCACGCAAAACCUGGUCCACCAUCAAAACAUACGAUCCCCCACUCUUCAACCAACUGACAUUCCCCCCACACGCCGUAGCAAGGCAGCACCGGCUAUUCCACAGCUCAAAAACACUCGCACUAGGUCCCCCACCUCCACCUCUGUAUAAAUAACCACACAGCGGACCAUGCGGCACCCGUACGAAGUUGUUCUCAUAACAGUUGGGUGUGGCUGGUCCCAAAACAACACAACACUAAGCACUCAUGACACCAUCGCACUGACGGACUGAUGUUACUCACCUAGAGUGACCUACAGCAAAGACGUGACCGAAAACUUUGAAUAUACCAACCAACCCUUCACCUCUAUCCCAGUCUCGAGCGACUCACCUAUCGCCUUCAUCAUCAUCAAUCACCAUUAUCAUCAUCCCCCUUAUUAUCAUAUUCAUCAAGAAAAUACAAAAAAAUGAAUAAAAAUAAAAAAAAAGCGAGAACGCAUGUAUAUAUAUAAAUAGAGCCACCAACCCCCAUCACCUACCUUUCUGAUGCAGCCAAAGCCCCGACGGGUUCCCAUCCUCCCCUCCCCCUUCCCCAACCCCAAACACCCCUCAACCACCUACAGCCAAUCCAAUUACGCGCAAUGCGCCUUUCAUCUUCUACAGUCUUUUCCAUUUCCCUUUCUUUCUGGCCACUCUGCUCCUCCUCUUGUUCUUUUCCACUCUUUCCUAGUGGCACCGCAACAACAAAAAAAGAUCCACCGCUGGGUAACAUAGAACAGGUAACAUAGAAACACCCAUUGCACCCAUAACAGACUCUCAGAUAACAUAGGAACACCCAUAACACCACUACUGGCACUGCUCUUGCUUGCACCGUCUAACUCACGGCCUCUGCAGCGUGUCAUUUUGAUGUGUCAUUCGUUGCCUGAUAAAUCAUAUUAUUUGUUUAUGUUGAUAUUUAAUAGAAGAAAACAUGCGGAAAAAGUAGCCGGAUCAGUAUCACCUCUAACACAUCGUUUGAGUGCGGUUGGUCACAGUUUCUAAAAGAUUUGGUCGCUAUUACUUAUGUGAAAUUUUAAUUCCUAUAUAUUUUAUUAAAUACUUUACCUCGUUAAAAACAGUUAUUUGUUUCAAAUUUGACGUUCGAUUUACGAAAUGCAUCAUUUAGGCGCUGGGUAACAUUUUGUAUCAUUUUGAGAGGUAUAAAAUAUGCCUGCAAAGUAUAUGUUUGGAUUGUAUAAGCUGUAAUGUUUGAUGCAUAAGCAAUUAAUCCUUCAGUUGUGGCUUACUAGUGUUGGUGUUGUUACUGAAAUGUUAUUACGUACAGUUGAGAACCAAAUCGAAAUACAGAAAUCGACGAGCCAUCAAUCUUUUUGUGAACAAUGUUAGGCUAUUCGCAAUCUAAAACGAAAAAAUGUAAAUAACUUUCCAAAUGCUUGUUUACGAUCUUUCAGUCCAAGGUUCAGUCCAGGAGACAAACCUGCUAGUAUUUCGUAAAUUCAAACCUGCUGGUAAAUUCAACACUGGAAAGUCAUUUAUUCCCGAUGUUAUUCACUCCCGGUCAGGGUUUAGCUGACACAACAACCUUUUAAAAAUAUUCAUACUUCCUGUAUGUCAAGGACCCGAAAUAGUUUGUAGUCGACAUCCCUAUAAAGGUUUAGGAUUUUAAUUCCCACCUUCUCAAAGACACGAGAAUGGCCGGACUAAAUACGAAGGCAGUGAUCGCUAUUCCAGAGCUUCAUGUAACUUCAUAUCUUCCAUUAGAGCUUCAGAUCUUUCAUUAAAUGCUCACUGACAGCGAGGCUAUCUUUAGUUAAUUCAGUCUGAUGAAUUUCUCUAGUUGUCGUUUUCGCCAAUUUCAGUCCUGGAGAUAUGCGUGCGCCUGUAAUGGCUGACCGAAAAUGCAUCCGUAUAAUUGGCCGAGCUGAUGUUAGUGUUACCAAGCAACUGGCAUUCAUACCGCCACUCUUGCAUCAUUUCCCUCGGUGAGGCAGGCAUUGAUUGUCUGGCAUUCAUUUUACACCUCUUAAUGUAGUCUUAUUGUAUGUUAUUUGCCUGGACUGCUGCCGUAGAUUUAUGUGACAGAAAUAUUGGUGGGACUCGUUUGUAGCUGUGUUUUUUCUUUUUGGAUUUCCCACCGCUUUGUAAGAUUUUUUUUUUAUAAAUUCGUGUCAGUAUUUGAGUUAAUACACUCUAUAUAACUAAUCAAUUGGAUCAGCGAUAAGUGGUUUGUGGCGUUUCUGAAGAAAAUAAAUUUUGUGCCGAAGUUGAGAUGUUAUAUUACGUUGCAUGAUCAUGAAGCCUCUUCGGUGGCCUCAGGCUUGGAGUUUGUCCCAUUCAGAUGCUGUUGUUGGUGUCGUAUUGGCGAGUCGCUGACGUAUAAUAUAACAUAAAUAAUAUAAUAUAAUGACGUAUGAACGCGCAAUUGCUAUUCAUCCUGACCGGCUGCUAGCACCGUCAUAAGGAUUGGUCGGUGUUUAAUAUUUGAAUUAUUUAUUAUUUGAAAACUCCUGAUUAAGAAAACGAUUGUCUACAUGUUAUUCUACUUGUUAUUUGAAUAGCGAAAUUCAUAAGCGUCGACAUAUUUUGUUAGUACAUAUCCUAAUUUGUUUUAUUGGCAGGUAUUAGAAUGCGAUUUAUGAGAUUCACUCUAUCUAUAUUACUCUUAUAUCACCCCAUUAACCUUCGUGUAGCAAAGAUAACUUCGUAUAACCACACAAGAUCAAUAAAAUUUAUCGACAUAAAUUAUUAAUGUCACAAAUGUCUUUGCAUUUCGUGCUCCGUACGGCUUUUUCACUGCAAAUAAAUGCGUGGAUAUCGCCUACAAACUUACUGCAGAAUUAUGUAUCUAUGUUAUUGUCAGUUAUGUCUCGAGGUUGGCAAUAGUUUUGUCUUCCUUUCUCAUAACUUGUCAGGAUAUGUCAUUAACGCGACACUAACCUUGCUGUGGACAAAGACAUCAUAGUUAUAUUAUUACGCUAUCAAUUUUUCUUGCAAGCCUCGCGUUCAAGUUCUACGCACGCAUUGCAGUGAAGCGUUCCUCUAGCGCACGGUAGUCUUAUCCGCUACAAAAUGAGUCUUUCGUGAUCAAUUUCUUCGGUUGUUAAUAAUUGAGUUCUGAUGUAUUAACUGUGACAUUCCAUUAGAUUUAGCGUCUUUUCUUAUCGUGUCCUUUUGUUUAAUGUGAUAAAUAUUAAGUUUGUUCUUCCCUUAAAUCGGCAGUUUGUGCUCUACAAGAUAAUCUUAUAACAAAAACCAGUCCUCAAAUGGGGACUUUAUUGUGAGUAAUCAGCAAUUAAUUAAUGUCUUUUCCAUAUUUCGUUUACUGCCGAUGUGGAUUUUUCAGUUUACUGUUUGGUUCAACUUUCUUAACCCAUAAUAAGGCUCAGAAAGUUCCUAACAUUAUUCACCUAUCUGGAACCGACGUGUAAUAGUACGGCCUAGUAAAUUGGAGAGCUGCAAGGCAUACAGAAAUGUUCCCGUUUUAAGAAUUUCUAAUUCUAGAUCACCGAGGGUUACAAAUUAUGAUCUUUCAUUAAAUGUUCACUAACAGCGAAGCUAUCUUUAAUUAAAAUUCUUUGCGGAUGUUUAAAAGUUUACUUUGGGUAUGAAAGAUUAUAAUUUAUUGGACCAAAUUUAUUUCUUUUGUACGACAAUACUAAAAAUUUUUUCUUCACUUCGUCACAGUUCUUGUUUGCUGUAACGCGAUUAUAUUCGUAAUAUUCUUUAUUAUGCGAUUUAAGUAGAAUUAAGCGUUACUUUUUCUUGCUAUGUGAUGUCUUUUAUUUGCAUUUCGAACGAAUUUUUAGGAAGUUAAUUUGCAUCCUAAAAACAUCGUGUUGAGCGUUAAUAAAGAGAGAGUAAAGUAAAAAUUAAUAAAUUUC